AUGGAUAUCGACGAUAUCCUCCGAGAGGUCGAUCCCUCCUCCCACGGCAUCCCCCUUGAGACUCGCGACCUGCAGGCCUUGACGCGCCUUUGGGUUGCUGAGAGAUCAGCUCCAGAGCUGCUAAAAUGGCCUGCAGAUGGCCUGUUUGAGCGGGUCAAUUCCAAGAUCAAAUCUCAGAUUGAAAAGAUUGAAGAUAUGACGGGCGACAUGGAUCCCAAGACCAACUUUGCUCUCAUUGUCAUCCAGACUGAGCUGGAACGAUACAAAUUCCUAGUGAGAAGCUAUCUCAGGACACGAAUAGCAAAAAUCGAUAAAUACACUCUUCACUAUCUAUCAACUGAAGAACUAAGACAGCGCCUCUCCCCUACUGAACUGGCAUAUGCCACAAGACACCAAGCCCUCCUCCACAACCACUACCUCUCAUCUUUCCUAUCCUCAUUCCCUCAGCGCCUCCAGAACCUCAACGACACGGCCGGCAACGUCAGCAUGAUUGAUUCCCCAGACUUGGACACGGCGGUAUUCAUACGGUUAUUGCGAGACAAGGACGUCUUUGGCAGGGGGACUGAUGUGGAUAGCAUUCUUCCGGCGGCAAGCGGCGAUAUUCUCAUUCUGAGGUGGUCGAGCGCCAGGGAUCUUGUUGAGUAUGGGGAUGCGGAGCUUGUUUGA
Messenger RNA from Trichoderma atroviride IMI 206040, 666 nucleotides. RefSeq lists its product as uncharacterized. Gene Ontology annotation, biological process: double-strand break repair via break-induced replication; DNA-templated DNA replication. NCBI's taxonomy places the organism in Eukaryota, Fungi, Ascomycota, Sordariomycetes, Hypocreales, Hypocreaceae. Gene Ontology annotation, cellular component: GINS complex. The record is from RefSeq and is a predicted model, not a curated record.